AUGCACCCAAACGGGCCUUUCAAGAUUGGCACGGCAAAAGCAGCAGCAGCAGCAGCAGCAGCAGCAGCAGCAGCAGCAGCAGCAGCAGCAGCAGCAGCAGCAGCAGCAGCAGCAGCAGCAGCAGCAGCAGCAGCUGCAGCAGCAGCUUCAGCAGCAGCAGCAGGUCCCAUUCAUUCCUUCUCAUCCCGUUCCUUCUCCUUCUCACUUUUCUCCUUUCUCUCCCUUCUCUCAUCCUCUUCCGCUCUCCACCGGUCAGGUGCUGCUGUGCGGGUUGCCUUUGGCUUUGGUGCGUCAGCAGCCGCAGCGGUCCCGGAUCAUCUCGUUCCCCUUCCCUCAUUUCCCUGCUCCCCAGACCUGCUAAACGAGGCUGAGUUUGGCGAGGAGGCUCUGUCCCGCCCUUUCAACGAAGCUGCUGUUCCCCCAGCCAAAGAACUAGGCUUAAACCCCCCUGCUGCUGCUGCUCUUGAUGACCGGAUGAUAUUUUUCCAGCUGCCCGCCGCGCUGCCCGUGCGCCGCGAGCGGGCAGCUGAGCUCGCACCGGGUGAACCGGGGCCGUUGGAUGAGCUUUCAUCGCUGCCCGAGGGGCGGAUUGGGAAGAUUCUGGUGUAUGAUGAUGGGAGCGUGAAGAUGAGGCUUGGCGACACAUUAUUCGAUAUUCUGGUGUAUGAGGAUGGGAGCGUGAAGAUGAAACUUGGAGACACGCUGUUUGAUGUGAGUGGUUUAUGA
Closterium sp. Yama58-4 is the source of this 726-nucleotide messenger RNA. NCBI's taxonomy places the organism in Eukaryota, Viridiplantae, Streptophyta, Zygnematophyceae, Desmidiales, Closteriaceae. The record is from the annotation of a GenBank genome assembly.